AUGGGUGGUUCGUCGUCGGAGACGGCCGGACGCACUCUCACACGCCGGCGAACUCCGGCAGUCACUUUUUCUGUCAAUAACAAUAUGGUUACCAUCAAGAUUCUUACGGGGACAAAUUAUAAGAAAUGGAAAGAGGAUUUCCUAUUUGCUAUGGAGAUGGCUGAUGUCCAUACAUCUCUUGUUAUGGACACGCCAGCAGAUCUAAAUGACAGGAGUUCUAAAGAUGAUAAGAUGAUACAUGUUGCAUGGACGAAGAGUAAUCGUCUCUAUUUGUUGUCCUUAAAGAGGACGAUCAAGGAGCACCUGAAAAGUGAUUUUCCCUCUGAUUGCACUGCUAAGGAGUUGUUGGCUGCAAUGGCACAAAGGUACCGAGUCUCAUCCAAUGCUAAAAUAGGAACCUUUCUGCAGGAACUUUUCAACAUGACUUAUAAUGGUUCUGGGGGAGUUAGGGAUUAUAUCAUUAGGAUGGUUGACUACCAGACCAAGCUGAAAGUCCUGAAUGUUUUACUUCCUGACACUUGCAUUGGUCAUCAAGCCAUGAACACCCUUCCAUCUGAAUUUGGAAUUAUCAAAAUCAAUUACAGAUCCACUGAUGAAUCCUGGCCCAUCAAUGACUUGAUCUCUAGAACUGUGGCUGAGGAAGAGAAACUGAAGAAAGACAAAGCCCAUGUAGCCUUGGUUGCCUCUAAAUCCAAUACCCAAAAAGGUAAGAAGUCCAAAUACCCUACCAAAAGGGAUGCUUAG
Telopea speciosissima is the source of this 744-nucleotide messenger RNA. RefSeq lists its product as uncharacterized. Bases 1 to 744 code for a protein of 247 amino acids. The transcript has 2 exons. Lineage: Eukaryota; Viridiplantae; Streptophyta; Magnoliopsida; Proteales; Proteaceae. The record is from RefSeq and is a predicted model, not a curated record.